This is a messenger RNA of Neurospora tetrasperma FGSC 2508, 2676 nucleotides long. RefSeq lists its product as uncharacterized. Gene Ontology annotation, cellular component: chromatin. Bases 1 to 2676 code for a protein of 891 amino acids. Gene Ontology annotation, biological process: regulation of transcription by RNA polymerase II; DNA-templated transcription. The transcript has 2 exons. Gene Ontology annotation, molecular function: RNA polymerase II cis-regulatory region sequence-specific DNA binding; zinc ion binding; DNA-binding transcription factor activity, RNA polymerase II-specific. The record is from RefSeq and is a predicted model, not a curated record. Lineage: Eukaryota; Fungi; Ascomycota; Sordariomycetes; Sordariales; Sordariaceae.
AUGGGAACCGCCACCGGCACCGUCCUCCCUUCUUCUACCUCCGUCACCUCACCACCCCCCGGUCCGGCGUAUAAGCGCGCAAGCCGCAAAGGCGCGACUAAGCGAUUUGCCUGUAACUAUGAGGACUGCAACAAGGUGUAUUCCAGGGCAGAGCAUCUCCAACGCCAUCAGCUCAACCAUGAUCCCAAGGAGAUAUACCGAUGCGAUUUUUCCGGCUGCGAACAGCAAUUCGUUCGUGCUGAUCUCCUGUCACGCCAUCGAAAACGGCAUUCGGCCUCUUACGUUCCAAGAAACCGCGUACCUAGCUUCAGCACCCCUAAGGACCAUCAUGACCUGCCCACUCCAGGCCAAUCAACCUCCUCUCAGGGCCAGACGCCCGCCUCGUCCACUUCUCACCAGGUAGCCAUCGAGUCUCGCUCCAUCUUCCAAGGUGCCCCCCAUGAUGCUGCCAUCCUUCUCAUUCCUGAUUCCCGCUCGCAACAACCGCAAUCGCAACACCAGGUUCUGCCGUCUCUGCAGCAUCUCCACCCCCACUGGACAUCUCCAACAAGCAACAUAUCUUCUGCCCAUGCUCUUCCGCCAAAGAACGGGUUUUUCCAACAAAAUGUAAACCACGGCCAUUUAGCCGGCCAACAGCCGCCCCUUCUACCAUAUAACCCCAAUGUUGACUUUCCCAGCGAGGACCUGGCCAGAGAGAACUUCGCCGUCUGGCUGUUCAACCCGCAAGACUAUAACUGUGAUCUCAGCGUCUCCCAUCUCCCGUUUCUCGAUGGUGGACUAGAGUCAGCAUUGAACAACAACAUUCAUUACGAUUAUGACUCCAUCACCAGCGGUCGCUCUCAGGUCGAUAGUACCCCCACGCGGGUCACCGAGUCCGAUAGCGAUUUCAUCACCGAGGCCCGGCUCCAGGAACUAUCCAGCCUGUUCUUCGCAUAUAAUGCGAAGCAGUUGAGAUGCAGGCCCAAUAGCCUGCGCAUCACAGAGGUUGUUGACAAGAGUGGCUGUGGAACUAUGCCGGUCCUAAAUCUCGAUAUGACGCGCGACUGCUUACAAGAGUAUUGGGACCAUGUGUCGGCUCGCCUCCCCAUUGUUCACCAACCCACCUUCUCUUACAAUAAGUGCUCGGUGUACCUCCUCCUAGUCAUGAUUGCGCUAGGCGCUGCGUCGCUUCGCAUGAGAAACUGUGGCGACUGCUACACCCACUACGACGUCGUUGCUGACAUAAUCGUCCUCGGUGUGCGGUUGGAUAUACUGGGCACGGAAGAAGCAAUUCCGCCUAUAGCACUAUGGGUUGCGCAGGCGUUAGUCUUGCUCGAGUUCUACGAGAAGCUCUACUCGUCCAGACUCCUACACGAACGAGCCCAAACCUACCACCCAGUCACUCUCAACCUUCUACGUCGAGGAAGUCCACUCAUCGGCCGCUCAGGUAGCGAAUCGCCUCCGGAACCAACCGGCUCAGCAGAUUAUAACGGCAACAGCACUCAAAGUGUCACGAACCUGGACUCCCGGACUUGGUGGUCUCGAUGGGCGCAAACAGAGUCAAUGCAUCGCGUUGUCUUUGCCGCAUUCAUGCUGGAUAUCACUCAUGCAGCAAUGUUUGGCCAUAAAGCCGACAUGGUGCCAUAUGAGAUACAGCUACCACUACCAUGCGAUGAUAAUCUGUGGUCGGCUUCGAAUCCCGACAAUGUCCGCCAGCUCGAUCAAAACCUCCGAAUGUAUGGCGUCAAGCCAGUAUCGUUCCUCGAGGGGCUAAAACUCGCAAUUCACGGCAAAGAAGUCAUGACCCAUUCAUUUGGCCGCAUGAUCAUCAUGUCAGGUCUCCUCAGUGUCGGUUGGCAUCUUCGACGCAAAGAAACACACAAUCUGAUGGAUCUUACAAGGAUUCCCAACAGCAAAAGUGAUAGCUGGAAGAUGACUCUGCUGAGCGCCUUUGAUCAAUGGAAGGCCUACUUCGACAAAGCUCAGGGGUCUCUAGGAGGGUCAAACAUGGUUGAUCCCAUUGUACCCUAUGCCGGUUCAAACGGCCCGAUACAGAGUGCCGCAGUGCUCUAUCAUUUGGCACAGUUCAGUUUGUUUGCAGACAUCUUGGACUGCCAGAUCCUUGCCGGCGCAAAACGUCUCUUGGGCAAGAAAAUAUCAGAUCAAGCCUACCUCAAAGUCGUGCCCAAAAUGAAGGCCUGGGCAAGCAUGCCAGGUACUCGUCAUGCGAUUCUUCAUGCCUACAAGGUCCUCCAUUGUAUCCUUGUUGACCCACGCGGAAACAAGGGCGAGCAGAAUUGGCAAAACAAAGGCCACGGGCUUCCACCGAUGACUAUGCAACCAUACUCUUGCCGUAACGAGCCUGAUCCGCACCGGCCAUGGAUCAUGUAUUACGCUGCCCUAAGCAUCUGGGCCUUUGUCCGUGCGUCUACACUUACUAGUGCUGCGCCCGUCUCGAGUAUUACUUCUCGCUCCAGGAAACCCGAGCAAGUCAACUUCAAUCGCGUUGCCGCUUAUCUCUCCAAAGUCGCAGCUCUGUCCGAGUUGCCGGAAUCCGCCGCAGCUGGCCUCAAGGAUGGGUUGCCUGAAUUGCUUGACGUCCUGUGCUCAGUCCUCUACGAAGCCAACUCGGAACUUCUCAGAGAAGCAUGUGAGCGGCUCACAUGCUGCAAAGAUAUUCUUACCUCAGAGCAGUGA